GUGGCGGCAGCUAACUGAUAAGCAGUCGAAAAACUUUGUACGUUCAGCUCAGUUCAGCUCAGUUCAGUGGUAUUUCCGUAUACAUACAUACUCAACAAUCUACAAAAUAAUAUUCUUUCCUGAUAGAAGAAAAAAUAUGGCGUCAGAAAAUAUUCAGUCCGUUACCACUUCUUCUCAAGUAUACUCGAAAGCAGAAAUAGCUAAACACAACAAUACCAAUGACGUCUGGGUUAUCAUUAACCGUAAAGUGUACGAUUUGACUACGUUUCUGCGUAAGCAUCCAGGAGGAGAAGAAGUUAUUUUGGAAGUAGCUGGUCAAGAUGCGACAGAGCCUUUUGAGGAUAUUGGUCACUCUAGUGAUGCUAGAGAGAUGAUGAUACCUUAUAAAAUUGGAGAACUUGAAGAAGGGGAAGAGGAAACUACCUGUGACCCAAAUGUAGUACUCAAUGAAGACAAUUCCAGUGGUUCUUGGAGAUCUUGGCUGAUACCAAUCGCACUUGGAGUUUUGGCAACUCUUGUCUAUCGUUACUUUAUUAAAGCACACUGAAUCAUUCCUGAUAUUUAUUUUUUGUAAUUUGUAUUAUACAUGGAUGAUUGUUAUCAAUGAGAGGAUAUUACGUAUAUUGCACAUUAUUAUAAUUUUUUUAUAUCAUGGAAUUCCACAUACAAGCUGGCCUAGCGCAACAAGAUAUACAAAACUGAAGAACUUAUUUGCUCGAAUGAAGACAGGGAGUUCAUGCAUAUAUAUUACGAUUCGGGGAACAUAAUGAGAUGCUAUGUAUGCUAAAUAGUAGACAGUAAAAAGAAACACUAUUGAAGGUGACAUGAAACAAUGAGGAUAAAAACGGAACGUUAACGAGAGCAUAAACCUAAGACGUUAACAGGAGAAUACUGUAUACAGAUUUAUAUAAUAUAAAUGUUUAUAGAAUACCAGUAAACUGACAACAAAUAGAAGAACACAUUUCUUUAUCUUACGUCAUUGCAUAGAACUUCCUCAGAAAUGAAAGGAUGGAAGAAGAGAUACAUAAAUUGAACGAAACAGUGAAUUCAAAACGAUUUUUUACUCAUACAAGUGCUCUUACAUUCAGUAUAAAAAGUCACACGUAACGAAAAUGAUAAAAUAAGUUAAAGAAACCGAAAAAUGUCCCGAAAAGUAGUGGUGCAUUUAAAAAUAAAACAUAUUAAUGAAUAUUCAUUGUAAAUUUUUGUGUAUUGUAUAAAUAAACUACUUUUUGUUAUGUUUCUUGGA
Megalopta genalis is the source of this 1249-nucleotide messenger RNA. The record is from RefSeq and is a predicted model, not a curated record. Lineage: Eukaryota; Metazoa; Arthropoda; Insecta; Hymenoptera; Halictidae.